CCGCCGAGUCUCCUAUUUCUUCCUGUUAUCCGCCCCUUCCUACUGUAGUUCUGUUUUCAAAGCGGAAGGAGAGUUUUGCUUGGAAGUGGCUUUCAGAAACUUGGCACCCAGGUGCAGAGAGACUCGCCGAGCUGCUGAGGCUGAGUGGGGAAUGUGCAGACACGUGUAGGACAUAGAAGCUUUGGAUGCAGGUCACGCCUAUCCACAGUAAUGGCCACAGCCUUACCCAGGACCCUGGGGGAGCUGCAGCUGUAUAGAAUAUUGCAGAAAGCCAACUUGCUCUCUUACUUCGAUGCCUUCAUCCAACAAGGUGGUGAUGAUGUCCAGCAACUGUGCGAAGCUGGAGAAGAGGAAUUUUUAGAAAUCAUGGCGCUCGUGGGCAUGGCAAGCAAGCCCCUUCAUGUUCGAAGGCUUCAGAAGGCGUUGAGAGACUGGGUUACAAACCCUGGCCUUUUCAAUCAGCCACUGACUUCCCUUCCUGUCAGUAGCAUACCCAUCUAUAAAUUACCAGAGGGAUCGCCAACAUGGCUGGGAAUAUCCUGCAGUAGUUAUGAAAGGAAUAGCAGCUCUCGGGAACCACACCUAAAAAUCCCCAAGUGUGCCGCCACCACCUGUGUGCAGAGCUUGGGUCAGGCCAAGUCAGAGGUGGCAAGCUUAGCACUGCAGAGUGUCAGUGAGUCCAGGCUCUGGCAAGGACACCACGCCACAGAGAGUGAGCACAGCCUCUCCCCAGCAGACCUGGGCUCCCCAGCCUCCCCGAAGGAAAGCAGCGAGGCACUGGACGCUGCCGCUGCGCUCUCUGUGGCCGAGUGUGUGGAGCGGAUGGCCCCCACGCUGCCCAGAAGUGACUUGAGCGAAGUGAAGGAGCUGCUGAAGAACAAUAAGAAGUUGGCCAAGAUGAUUGGUCACAUCUUCGACAUGAGUGAUGAAGAUCCGCACAAAGAGGAGGAGAUCCGAAAGUACAGCGCCAUCUAUGGUCGAUUUGACUCCAAGAGAAAGGAUGGUAAACACCUCACACUGCAUGAGCUUACUGUGAAUGAGGCAGCCGCUCAGCUCUGUGUGAAGGACAAUGCCUUGCUGACAAGAAGAGAUGAGCUUUUUGCCUUGGCCCGGCAGGUUUCUCGAGAAGUUACCUACAAGUACACCUACAGGGCCACCAGGUUAAAAUGUGGUGAAAGAGAUGAAUUAUCUCCAAAGAGAAUUAAAGUGGAGGAUGGAUUCCCAGACUUCCAGGAAUCUGUGCCAACACUCUUCCAGCAAGCCAGAGCCAAGAGCGAGGAGCUUGCCGGUCUUGGGUCACAGGCUGAAAAGGGAAUGGCAAAGCAGAUGGAGCUCCUGUGCACCCAGGCCGGGUGCGAGAGGCUGCAGCAGGAGAGACGACUCGCGGCAGGACUCUUCCGGCAGAGCUCCGGAGAGCACAGCCCUGAUGGCCUGCCUUCUGAUGGCUCCGAUGGACAAGGAGAAAGACCUUUGAAUCUCCGAAUGCCUAGCGUGCAGAACAGACAGCCCCAUCACUUCGUGGUAGAUGGGGAGCUAAACAGACUUUACUCCAGCGAGGCCAAGUCCCACGCAUCGGAGAGCCUUGGGAUUUUAAAGGACUACCCUCAUUCUGCUUUUGCAUUGGAAAAGAAAGUUAUUAAGACAGAGCCUGAAGACCCAAGAUAGCGAGAUUCUCCCACUGUUCUCCGGAAGUGGCGCCCGAUGCAAGGAUAAUGCUCCAUCAUAGAUUAAGCCUUAAUAACCAGUGUUGCCUCAUUCAGCUCAAACAGAUCAUAGCCAAAGCAGAAGAACCCGCACAGCAGCAGCCUGUGGGAGCCGAGACGAAGGCACAGCCACAGCAGAGGAGAGCAGAAGAGCAUUGCAACGGAACAGACACUGACCAGUUAGCUCCCUGUGUAAGUUGCUCGUGUAGAAAGGCUCAAUAUUGUAGGCGUUCACUAUUUAAGAAUGUACAACGUCUUUGUAAUUUAUAGAAGCAAAUCUAGGUAUUGAGACCUUUGGUCUAAUAGAUGUGGAUACUGUUCAUUUUACUUGAAAUUUUGUUGUCUACUCUAAGUGUGUUUACCAUAAAUGUUACUUGUCAGCAUUUAGAACUUUUGCAGUCAUAAAAAGAAGGUGUAGGCAAUGUAGUUAUUGGCACGGUGACUGGAGAAAGAUGGAAGGCGAUGCUCAGUUUAUACCAAGGAAGACUGUGUACUUAAUACUUGAUAAAAUUGAUUAAUAGAAAAUGUGUAGUUGUCACUGAAUAAUGUCACUUCCAUUCAUUUAAUCAAUGCGCAAAUUAAAAAUUGGAGUAAUGUUUCCAAGAUGAGGUAGG
Acomys russatus (golden spiny mouse) is the source of this 2317-nucleotide messenger RNA. It is a transcript of the gene Nab1, whose product is annotated as NGFI-A binding protein 1. The transcript has 8 exons. Gene Ontology annotation, cellular component: nucleus. Gene Ontology annotation, biological process: negative regulation of DNA-templated transcription. Gene Ontology annotation, molecular function: transcription factor binding; transcription coregulator activity. NCBI's taxonomy places the organism in Eukaryota, Metazoa, Chordata, Mammalia, Rodentia, Muridae. The coding region runs from base 211 to 1665 and encodes 484 amino acids. The record is from RefSeq and is a predicted model, not a curated record.